Colletotrichum orchidophilum is the source of this 1203-nucleotide messenger RNA. Its product is annotated as alanine racemase domain-containing protein. Gene Ontology annotation, biological process: D-serine catabolic process. Bases 1 to 1203 code for a protein of 400 amino acids. Lineage: Eukaryota; Fungi; Ascomycota; Sordariomycetes; Glomerellales; Glomerellaceae. Gene Ontology annotation, molecular function: D-serine ammonia-lyase activity. The record is from RefSeq and is a predicted model, not a curated record. The transcript has 4 exons.
AUGGACUACUCGUUGCAGAACCACCGCUCCUUCAUUGGCUCCAAGGUCACAGACCUGCCUACGCCUUCCUUUGUGCUCAGUUUGCCAACAAUCAAGAAGAAUAUUGAGAGACUGCAUCAAGAUGUUGAGAAGGCCGGGGUUACACUAAGACCUCAUGUCAAGACUCUAAAGAGUCUGGGAAUCACACGUUUGAUGCUUGGCAAUGGCAAGUUCAAGAAGACUGUGGCAUCCACAUUAUCGGAAAUCCGUGGGUUACUACCCUUGGUAGAAGAGGGAAUCCUCGAGGAGGUGCUAUAUGGGCUUCCUCCCCCGGCAAGCACCAUUCCCCUGUUGGAAGACUUACGCAAGUCCAUCAAGAUACAGCUCAUGAUCGACCAUGAGAAGCAACUCAUUCUGUUGGAGGACUUUGCCGACAAGAACACGCAAAGCACAACCAGGCCCUGGGACAUCUACAUCAAGCUCGACGUGGGUAGCAAACGCGCCGGUCUCCCCCUGGACAGCGAACGUCUACAAAAGUUGAUUCAACGCGUCAGCAACUCGUCCGCCGUCACUCUCAACGGUUUCUAUUGCCAUGCAGGCCACUCUUACGGAUGCCGCACGCCACAAGAAGUAGAAGAUCUCCUCGCGGUCGAGAUCAACAGCGUCCUGAGCGCCGCAAAGCUAGUCACCGGCGACCGAAAACUCACCGUAUCAGUGGGGGCUACGCCAACGGCCCAUGUUGUCGGCACUCUCAAGGCAGCGAUCCCCGAGAAUGUCACAUUGGAGCUGCACGCCGGAAACUUUCCGACAAAUGACCUGCAGCAAGUCGCGACCAGCGUCAUCGGCGCCAAAGACCAGGCCAUUCGCGUCCUCUCCGAGGUCUGCAGCGUGUACCCGGAGCGCAACGAGGCCCUCAUCAACGCCGGGACGAUUGCCUUGUCCAAGGAGGCGGGCCCGGACCCGGGCUACGGCAAAGUGGUGGGCAAGCCCGACUGGGCUGUUGUUCGAAUGUCGCAGGAGCAUGGUAUCCUGGGCGAGGUACAGGCACCGGGUUCCAAGACUGCUGAACCGGGCAGAGAUGUGGAGGCGAAUUUCGAUGUGGGGGAUAAGAUCUUGCUCCACGUCCAGCAUGCUUGCAUCACUGCCGCGGCCUUUUAUGUGUAUUACGUUGUGGAUGAAAAUGAUGUCGUGAUAGACACCUGGGUUCCGUGGAAGGGGUGGUGA